Danaus plexippus (monarch butterfly) is the source of this 2181-nucleotide messenger RNA. It is a transcript of the gene AkhR, whose product is annotated as adipokinetic hormone/corazonin-related peptide receptor variant I. The record is from RefSeq and is a predicted model, not a curated record. Gene Ontology annotation, molecular function: G protein-coupled receptor activity; adipokinetic hormone receptor activity; peptide binding. The coding region runs from base 325 to 1509 and encodes 394 amino acids. The transcript is spliced from 8 exons. Gene Ontology annotation, cellular component: membrane. Lineage: Eukaryota; Metazoa; Arthropoda; Insecta; Lepidoptera; Nymphalidae. Gene Ontology annotation, biological process: G protein-coupled receptor signaling pathway.
UAAUAUGACGUUUUUGACAGUUGGAAAUUUAUGUUACAGAUUAUAUUCUGCAAAUAGAUGACUUUGAAGAUAACAAAUUACGAUUUGAAUAAGUUGUCAAAAUGACAUUGUGACAAUUGUGUUAAGAUAUUUCGAAUUUAAAACAAAUUGCUCAUGUUAAACGAACCGUUACCAAAACAAUAAACAAUAAGUAAUAAAUAUUAAUCAUCAUCAUCAUAGUAGAUUUACACUCGCGUACGAGUCGCGAGACGAAGAACGAGCCAAAGCACAAGGCAUUACAUAGCGAGAAAGAAAGGUCAUGCCGUUUAGACAUUAAAUAUAAUCAUGGAUAUAGACGAAAAGGUUUCUGGGCCCGGUGGGGCCUCGCAGAAGAAUUGGACCCAUUUGAAUGCCACCAGCGACGAAUUGCCCCUCGAAAUGCGUUUCAACCAUGGCCACAUGGUCUCCAUAGUGGUGUACAGCGUUCUGAUGAUGGUAUCAGCGGCUGGAAAUUUAACAGUUCUAUCACAGCUGGUGAAAAGAAGACGAGCUGGACGAGCCAGUAGGCUGGAUGUGUUGCUAAUGCAUUUGGCGGUCGCUGACCUUAUGGUGACGUUUCUGAUGAUGCCGUUGGAGAUCGCCUGGGCGGGCACUGUCCAGUGGAGGGCUGGUGAUCUCAUGUGCAGGUUGAUGAUGUUCACGAGGACCUUCGGAUUGUAUCUCUCCAGCUUCGUAUUGAUCUGUAUCGCGAUCGACAGAUAUUACGCUAUACUGAAGCCUUUGAAUGUAACAUGGGAGGCUCGUGUCCGCCGCGCCCUGACGGUUGCAUGGGUCUGUGCUGUUUUCGCCAGCCUGCCUCAGAGCUUUAUAUUCCAUUUGGAAGAACACCCCGACGUUAGAGGAUACUACCAAUGCGUUUCCUACGGCUCGCUGCCGACGGAGCGUCACGAGUUCGCCUAUUUUCUCGUGAACAUGGCCCUGAUGUACGUGGCACCGCUGGUCUCAACACUCUACUGCUCUUCAGCGGCCCUUCUUGAGAUUAUACGGAGGGCUAACACUGCUAAUGAUAAAAUGCGUCGCAGUGGAGUUGGUAUUUUAGGACGAGCUCGUGCUAGAACCUUAAAGAUGACUGUGACCAUAGUUCUGGUAUUCUUCGCCUGUUGGUCGCCUUACUAUUGUUACUGUUUGUGGUACUGGAUAGAUAAAGAUUCAGUGAAAAGCUUAGACCCAGCCUUCCAGAAGGCCAUGUGGCUGUUCUCGUGCACCAACUCCUGCGCUAAUCCAAUCGUUUACGGCGUCUUUAACAGAAACCGUUGGACUUGGAGAUCGAGUCAUACCGGACGGUGUCGAAACGGUAUGCGGAGAUGUUCAAGAUUUCCACACGGCGAUUCCAUGGAAAUAUCUGCCGCGACUCUGGCCCAAGCUAGACAACGGAGUGACAGGCACAGCAGACGGGAUUCGGGAUUCACAGCAAAGAACGGAUCCCAGAAACACAUAAACAACAACAACAAUGUGAACGGUAUCGUUUGAUUGAAAUAACUAUAAUAAUAUUAUGUCAUAAUAACGAAGGACGUCCGCAACGAAAUGGUCAAUGUGUAUAAAGCGUGUAUUCUAUUUCUAAAGAAAUUCUCUCUUAAGCAUAUUUUAGUUAACAAAGGAGAGCUUUAAAGUCUUUAUACAUAUCUAUAUAUAGGAUAAGACAUAAGAUUUAGUUGUUGUUCGUUUUUGUAUAUAGUAGUCGAGAUAUGUGAUAAAUAUUUUAUAUGUUUUACUAACGGCUUGUUGUUCUUUCAAAGUUUAUAAAUACAAUACAUCAAGACAUUCCUUUUGAAUAAUUUUGAUACUCACUUUGUGUAUGUUGUGUUUGAUAUAUAUUUGUAAUUUAACUGAGAUAUAUUUGAAGGUUUUAUAUGUUUUAGUUUUGUGCCCCUAGUAUGAGUUUUCCGCUGUCUGUAGUUGUUAUAGUUUUCAAGUUUGAUGUUCUAUUGUUCAUUGCUCCUACUAUGCUUUAUAUUAGUAUGAAUCUUCAUCAUUAAAUAUAACAUUUGUAAACCAGAAAGCUCGUAGUAGGGGCACUGAAUCGUACGUUGGCUGUGAAGUGAUAGAGACUCGGUUUAUGUCACAAGUGAAAUGGAAUUUGUACCAAAUAAGCCUUAAUAUGUAAGUUAAAUUGAAAUUUUUGUUAAUAAAAAUAGAAAAUAA